AUCCGCUGAAAAUAUUUCUUCAACAAAGCAGUUUCUUGGCAGAGCUUGCUCGUUCUAUAUCUAAUCCUAGCACAACAAAAUAUGGGAAAAGACAAUAAUAGAACACCGAUUAAGAGAGUAUGCUAAAUCUCUGAGUUUACUGCUGUAGUAUGUCUAAAUAGUUCGUAGUUCCAGGUAAACGUUGCUAAUGCUAACACGUAGAGCAAAACAAAAGGUCGAGAGAAAAAGCUGUUUGAGGACAGGCCAUCGGGUUUCUCAGUAUUUUAUAAUUUGUAGACUUUAUUAAUACAAGAAACCUAAUUAAGCCCGCAACAUAAGCACCAGCCAUGGAUUCACAAGCACCUGCUCAGCUCAUCGUUUGUGAAGUGUGUGGCUCAUUCUUUGACUCCCGACGGGGGCUCGCCAACCAUGCCAGGGGGCACCUUCGCCAGCUCGGUGUAUCUGAACCUGGUGCUGCUCCCAUAGACCUUCUAAACCGGCUUAUAGCAGAAAGAGAUGGGGAAUUUCCAAGUUUCAAAACACACUCAAGUUUUUCUGAGUUCAGCCCAAACCACCAAACAUCACAUCAGGGGGCCAGUCCAGUAUGUGCGGAUGAGGGCACCAUGUACAACGCAGGGCAUAGAGUCUCAACAACCCCCCAAAGCACUUCUCUUCUGCCAUUAUCAUCACCUGCACUUAAGAUGCUUGAAUCUAGAUUAAGUGACUUUGGAAACUCUUCUACCUUAGAAACCUUAACCAAGCCACUAUGGGCUCCACUGGCAACAGAUGCUCCCAUCACUUUAGACACUAAUGAGGAACUCCACGUGUGCCAUCUUUGUGGUUGCUGGUGUGAAACUCGCAAAGGUCUCUCAAGUCACGCCCGAUCCCACCUUCGCCAGUUAGGGAUCCCAGACGGAGAUGGCAACCCUAUUGAGACCCUGUAUCAGCUGAUGGAGGAGGAAGAUCUCAAACCGGUCAACUGUGAAGCACCAUCAGCUCUCCAGCCCAGCCCUUUGGCAAAAGGCACCAAACGGCCUGCUGACGUCUCCUCACCAACGAUGUCCACGCCAAACAAACAGCCAAAAAAAGGAAAAUUUUAUUGCGUCUUAUGUGGAGAGACAUUUGAAAACCACAAAGGCCUGGCCAUUCACUCACGUUAUCAUUUGCGCCACUUUGGGGUGGAUGACUUACUUGGGAAGGAGUCCUCAAUCGAAGCAAUCCAGGAGUUGAUUGAGAGUGGCGUGUUGAAACCUCUCCCUAAAACUAACUCCCCAGUACCAACUUCUCCAGUUCAGGCUCUCUCCCCAAUCUCAUCCAAAUCUCCCCCAAUGGCAAAAGGUGCUCCAAAGGCUAAAAAAGGAUUUCGAUUUGCAGUGGAGCCAUUUUUUAGAAAACCAAAGCCAGAAAACACAGAAAGAAGUAUCUCAGAUGUACAGAUGGUUGGCAGAAACUCUCCUCUACCUGCUCCAAAACUCUUUAUUGCUGAUACAGAAAAACCACCAACAGUCCCUUGCGAUUAUUGCAGCCAACUGUUUGACACUCGUAAAGCCCUUUCUUGCCAUGUUCGCUGUCAUUUGAGAGAGCUGGGAGUCGCGUUGCCUCUUAACACAUCUCCAAUUGAGCUCCUCAAAGAAAUCAUGACCCAACAGGAUGACGAGGGCAAAAGAACAGCCAGUAGUGCUUUGGGGUCUGCGAAAGUUUCAGGAAAGCCCCAACUUCCUAAAAGAUCCCUGGAUAGUCUGGUUUUAGGGGAGCAGUCUUCUAAAUCUAAUUCCCCUUUAGACUUUUCCAUGAAGGAGAAAGUGCCAUGUGGCAAAAUGGCAGCACCAAGGAAUGACUGUGCUUGUGAGCUGUGCGGGUUUGAGUUUGACAACCGCAAAGCGUUGGCGAGUCAUGCCCGAGCGCACCUCCGGCAGCUGGGCAUCGAGUGGAAACCUGACGGAUCGAGUUCACCCAUCGAGCUCCUCAGUGACAUCAUCAGGAAAGACCCAGCCAAAGUGGCUGAGGUGACACAACGCUAUAGAAUGGGAGAUCUGUACAUCAGAAAGACCCAGAGAUCAUCGUCGCCUUCUUUAUCAACAGACUCGGACUCUGUUCAGGGCGGCCUGAAGGAGAAGAACAUCUCUAUACCCAGCUCCUUUAGGCAGACGUAUAGCCAUUCACCAACUGUGGAUCCUAAUGUACACUCUACUAAAGUAAUGGCCCAUGCACCAAAACAACAUCCCUCUAUAGUGGAGGAGAUCCAGGACUCCAGCUCUCAGCCCACAGCACGUCCAGGUAGCAUCCCUGCAAUGCUCCCCAAACCUCCACUUACCCCCCUGGUCAAGGUGGUGGGCAAAGUCUACUCCCUCAAGUGCAGGUUCUGUGAUGAGGUGUUCCACGGCCCUCUCUCGGUUCAGGAGAAGUGGAUCACACAUUUGCAGAAGCACAUCCGGACUCUGGGAUACAAAGGCAAAGCAUCUCCUCCAUCUGCGCCAGUGAAGGCCACUACUCUGGUCCGGGCAGUCGCUGUUUAAACACCUGUGUGAAAAAGCCACACAAAAAACUUGUGUACUGAGAGAAGUUCAAUUUGUGUCCUCCAGAGGGCAGACAUGAGCCACAAAAAUGAUAAUUGUGAUCACUGUGGUAUCUUGUGUGUUAAACGUGUAAUUUGCCUAUGUUUCUGAAUUAAUUUUACGAACUACUGAAAAGACCAGCCUAUGUUUCAUUCUCUGUUCAUCUAUUGUCUUAGCUUUAGGGAUUUCCUAAAUAAAAAUCACCAGAUGGUUUUAUACUGCGUGAGCUACAAUUAAUUCAUAAUGUUCGUAGUUGUUUUUUCUUGCUUUGUCAGUUAUUGGCACUUCAACCAGCAUCAAGGUGAACCUUAAAAUAUAUUAACUUCACUGUGUCACUGCAUUUGCCUUUACAUACGAAAUUAGCACUUGUAAUUGCUAUUUUCUUGAUGCAUAAUAAAAAAUGUUUACUAUGCCCAAA
Periophthalmus magnuspinnatus is the source of this 2952-nucleotide messenger RNA. Its product is annotated as protein Wiz. Gene Ontology annotation, cellular component: nucleus. The transcript has 8 exons. Lineage: Eukaryota; Metazoa; Chordata; Actinopteri; Gobiiformes; Gobiidae. Bases 327 to 2495 code for a protein of 722 amino acids. Gene Ontology annotation, biological process: regulation of transcription by RNA polymerase II. Gene Ontology annotation, molecular function: RNA polymerase II cis-regulatory region sequence-specific DNA binding; DNA-binding transcription factor activity, RNA polymerase II-specific. The record is from RefSeq and is a predicted model, not a curated record.